Molecule: messenger RNA, 882 nt
Organism: Cuculus canorus (common cuckoo)
Lineage: Eukaryota; Metazoa; Chordata; Aves; Cuculiformes; Cuculidae
Product: acrosin
Exons: 5
Coding region: 1-882 (293 amino acids)
Biological process (GO): proteolysis; acrosome reaction
Molecular function (GO): serine-type endopeptidase activity
Source: RefSeq, a predicted model, not a curated record
AUGAACGUUCUCCUCAUCCUUGUCCUGCUGGGCCUGAGCCGGACGGCAACGGGAACACCGGACACCUGCGAGAGCUGUGGGCUUCGGCCCAUGGCGGAUGGCCGGGAGAUAUCCCGUGUGGCGCGGAGCAGAGACGCCCAACCUGGGGCUUGGCCAUGGAUGGUCAGCGUCCAGCAGGUGUGGAGCACGGGCAUCGUGCACGUGUGCGGAGGGUCCCUCGUGGGGCCCCGGUGGGUCCUCACGGCAGCGCAUUGCUUCGUCGAUGCCAGGAACGUCCCCACGUGGCGCGUCCUGGCCGGCGCCACCCACUUGGCUCACGACCGCCCUGAGGUCCAAGUGCGCUUCGUGAAGCAGUUGGUGCUUCACGAAGACUACGACAACGUCUCCCAGAAGAACGACGUCGCUCUGGUGGAAUUGGACCACCCCGUCCGCUGCGGUCCCCACGUGCAGCGCGCCUGCCUGCCCGACCCCUCGCUGCCGCUCUCGGCCACCGCCAACUGCUACGUCAGCGGAUGGGGGACCACCAGCGCCAAAGCUGCUGCGUCUCCGCUGGUGCUCCAGGAGUUCCAGGUCCACCUCAUCGACAGCCACACCUGCAACGGCAGCGGGUGGCACCGAGGGGGUGUCCACCCCCAUAACGUCUGCGCCGGGUACCCCCGCGGCGGCGGCGGCGACACCUGCAGGGGCGACAGUGGUGGUCCUCUGGUGUGCCAAGAUGGCCGCUCCGACCGCUUCUGGUUGGUGGGAGUGAGCAGCUGGGGGAGAGGCUGCGCCAGAGCCCACCGGCCGGGGGUCUACACCUCCACCCAGAGCUUCCACCACUGGAUCCUGGCAAAGAUGGGGCUGGACUCACCGGGAACCACCACACGGAGCACGGCUUGA